AUGAAUCAAUUACGGCAGCCAAAGGAUCUAUCAUCGGGAAAGGAUUGGACUAGAUGGAAAAGUGUGUUCAACCUUUACAUGAUAGGAUCAGGUGCGAUUAAACUAAAAGAAGAAGAAAAAAUAGCAAUUCUCUUACAUUGUAUUGGUGACGAAGGAAGAACAGUAAGCGAAACUUUUGAAUUUACGGAAAAGGACAGGACAUAUGAUACCUUAAUUAAAAAAUUUGAUGAAUACUAUGUGCCAGCGCUAAAUGAAAGUGUAGAGACUUUCAAAUUCAACAGUCGAGUUCAAGGUGCAGACGAAACAUUUGAAAAAUUUGAAACAGAUCUGCGACAAUUAAGCAACAAUUGCAAUUUUGGUUUAUUACGUGAUAGGUUAAUCAGAGAUCGUAUUGUCGCAGGAGUAAAAUGUAAAAUUGUACAAGAUCGACUAUUAAGAACUCCAAAUUUAAUACUGAGUAAAGCAUGUGAAAUUGCUAAAUCAGCGGAGCAAACAAUGGAGCAAGCAGCAGCAAUCAACAACGGACAAGCAACAGAGGUUCAAGCAGUUUUUCAACACCAGAAAACGAACAAAAAAGAACAAAAGCAGAGCAUAUGUGGAAAGUGUGGAAAAAUACAUAACUUUAAAGAAUGUCCGGCAUAUGGAAAACAGUGUCACACAUGCAAAGGUAAUAAUCAUUUUAGCAACAUGUGUUUUAAAAAAAUAAAUAACGGUAAUCCAGCUUAUGUAAAAAACAGAUACGUGAGAAAUAAUAAAAAUAAUAGUAUAAAGAACAGUAAAAAAGUGUAUGAAAUGAAGGAAGAUGAAGUAUUAUUUUUAGGCAACAUAAAUGUAGAAUCGAUAUUAGAUAGAGAUUUUAUAGUAGUAGAUGAGCAAAGUCAACCAAUUAUUGGGUUUGAAACAAUGAUAAAAUUAAAUUUGGUUAAAAAACUAUAUGAAGUAAAUGCAAACAUAAUGGAUGAUCCAAAAUACAAAUCAAUAAGUGAGGGGAUAGGACUCAUGAAAGUAGAAGAGUAUGAUUUUAAAAUACAACCUGGAGCUGUAGGGAAUAUUACGUAUACAAGUAGAGUACCAUUUACGGUUAUAGAUGAAUUAAAAAGGGAGUUAGAAUCAAUGGUAAAUAAUGAUAUAAUUAUUAAAGAGGAAGAACCAACAGAAUGGGUGAAUCCAAUAGUAGUUGUUAAAAAUAAAAAUAAAAUGGGGAUAAGAAUUUGCUUAGACCCAUUUCACUUAAAUAAGGUACUAUUGAGAGAACAUUUUAAUUUACCAACAUUUGAAGAAAUUUCUUCUAAAUUUAGUGGAGCUAAGUUAUUUACAGUAUUAGAUGCUAGUAAAGGAUUUUGGCAACUUCCAUUAACACUGAAGAGUUCAAAAUUGACAACAUUUAUAACUCCAUUUGGUCGGUAUAGGUUUAAAAGACUUCCUUUUGGAAUUAAAAUAGCCCCAGAAGUAUUUCAUAAAACAUUUACUAAAUCUAAAGAAGAACAUGAUGAUAUUUUAAGAAAAGUAUUAGAUAAAGCAUUAAGUGUUGGGAUUAAAUUUAAUAGAGAAAAGAGUCAAAUUGCUGUUAAUGAGGUGAAAUUUUUAGGACAUAUAUUUUCAGUAAAGGGUAUUCAAAUUGAUAAAAGUAAAAUAAAAGCUAUUGAAAAUAUGGUAGAACCCAAAAAUAAAAAAGAUUUAGAAAGAUUCUUAGGUAUGAUGACUUAUGUACAAAAAUUUGUUCCUAACAUGUCUCAGCUAGCAGUACCCUUAAGAGAAUUAUUAAAAAAAGACUGUAAUUGGUAUUGGGGUGAAACGCAAAUAAAAGCAUUUAAUGUAUUAAAAUGUGCUUUAACUUCUGAGCCUUUAUUACAAUAUUUUGAUUUAAAUAAAAAAUGUACUCUAUCGGUGGAUGCAUCAAAAGAUGGAUUGGGAGCAGUAUUAUUACAAAAUGAUUAUCCUGUAGCAUAUGCUUCCAAAACUUUAAAUGAUACACAAAAACAGUAUGCACAAAUUGAAAAAGAAUUGUUAGCUAUUUUAUAUGGUUGUGAAAGGUUUAAACAAUACAUAUAUGGUAAAAAUAUAAAUAUAGAAUCAGAUCAUAAACCACUAGAAACAAUUUUUAAAAAACCACUAGAUAAAACCCCUGCGAGAUUACAGAGAAUGAGAAUUAAAUUAAUGGCGUAUGAUUUAAAUAUAAUAUACAAGCCAGGUAAAUUUUUAAAAAUAGCAGAUACACUGAGUCGUGCUCACAUAAAAGACAAUAUAGAUUUAUGCGAAUCAGAAAUAGAAUUACAGGUGAAUAUGAUUAUAAAAAAAUUAAACAUAUCUGAAAACAAAUUGAGGCAGUUCAAAGAAGAGUUUAAGAAGGAUACAGAAUUUCAAAUGUUAUUAGAAUUUGUUAAACAUGGAUGGCCUUCUAUAAAUAAUAUACCUGAUCAAAUAAAAAAAUAUUUGACGUUCUCAGAAGAACUAUUUGAAAAAGAUGGUUUAUUGUUUAAAGGACAGUGCCUAAUGGUGCCAAAAACUCUAAGAAAAGAGAUGUUAGAUAAAAUACAUUAUACACAUAUGAGCAUAGAAAAAUGCAAAAGUAAAGCGAGAGAAUGUUUAUUCUGGCCAGAAAUGACUAAAGAAAUAACAGAUAAAAUAAAUAAAUGUUCAAUAUGUCAGAGUUUUAGAAAAAAUAAUAGUAAGGAACCAAUGACAGUUAGAGAUUUUGGAGAUAACCCGUGGGAAAUAGUAGGUACUGACAUUUUUCAAUAUCAGAACAGGCAAUAUUUGUUAAUUAUUGAUUACUUUAGUAAAUAUGUGGAUAUAGAAAUACUUGAGGAUAUGAGCAGUGAAACAACAAUUAAUAAGUUAAAAUUGAUAUUUUCAAGGUAUGGAAUACCAUUAGUUUUAUUUUCUGAUAAUGGACCACAAUUUUCUAAUAGUAAUUUUAAAAAUUUUUCUAAGGAAUGGGAUUUUGAACACAAAACUUCAAGUCCUAGGUACCCACAAAGUAAUGGUAUGGCAGAAAGAAAUAUUCAAACAGUUAAAAACAUAUUUAAAAAAGUUGUAGCAGACAAAAAAGAUAUUUAUUUAGCGAUGUUAGAAUUGAAAAAUACACCCAUUCUAAAUGAAAAUUACACACCAAAUGAAAUAAUGUUCAAUAGGAAUGUGAGAGGGAUUGUUCCUAAGAUUUGGACAAGAAAAAUUAACUAUAACUCAGUUAAAAAGGCAAUAACUAGCAAACAAAAAAUUGAUAAAAAACAAUAUGAUAAAAAUGCUAAAAAACUAAUACCAAUAAAGGAAGGUUAUCAUGUUUUUGUUAAUAUGGAUAAUAGGAAACCAUACAUACAUGGAAAAGUGAUUUCGGUAUGUAAAAGACCAAAUUCAUUUGUCAUUAAACUAAGUAAUGGACAGACAGUUGAAAGAAACAGAAAACACCUAAUAUGGGAUCCUGGAUAUGAUUAUGGUGAUAGUAGUGAAAGUGAAAAGGAAUUAGUUAAAGAAAACCAAAACAAAAGUGAAAAGGAAUUAAUUAAAGGAAAUCAAAACAAAAGUAAAAAGGAAAUAGUUAAAGGAACACAAACUAAGAGUGGAAGGGUAAUAAAAAAACCUAAGCAUUUAGAGGAAUACAUAUAA
Macrosiphum euphorbiae (potato aphid) is the source of this 3606-nucleotide messenger RNA. Lineage: Eukaryota; Metazoa; Arthropoda; Insecta; Hemiptera; Aphididae. The record is from the annotation of a GenBank genome assembly.